Molecule: messenger RNA, 315 nt
Organism: Vicia faba (fava bean)
Lineage: Eukaryota; Viridiplantae; Streptophyta; Magnoliopsida; Fabales; Fabaceae
Source: the annotation of a GenBank genome assembly
AUGAUAGCAGAACUUUGUGGAAAAUUUGUUAGACUCCCUAUGAACAAGCAUGCUAGCAAUGUGGUGGAAUAUUUAAUGAGAUGUUCUAAUCAAGAUGAUGUUAAUGCUAUAGUAGAAGAGCUAAUAAGAAGCACUGAUUUCUUGAAUGUUAUUCAAGAUCCUUAUGGGAAUUAUGUUGCACAAAGAGCACUAAAAUGCACUAAGGGCUAUCUACGUAGAAAACUUUCUUUUACCAUUCGAUCCUAUCGCAUCGAGCUUCAAAACCAUCCACAUGGGAAAAUAGUGUUGGACAAUGCCAAAUCUAGCAAGCGAUGA